This is a messenger RNA of Oncorhynchus nerka (sockeye salmon), 3542 nucleotides long. RefSeq names its product mastermind-like transcriptional coactivator 3 (gene maml3). Lineage: Eukaryota; Metazoa; Chordata; Actinopteri; Salmoniformes; Salmonidae. The record is from RefSeq and is a predicted model, not a curated record. Gene Ontology annotation, biological process: Notch signaling pathway; positive regulation of transcription of Notch receptor target. The coding region runs from base 848 to 3088 and encodes 746 amino acids. Gene Ontology annotation, cellular component: nucleoplasm; nuclear speck. Gene Ontology annotation, molecular function: transcription coactivator activity. The transcript is spliced from 3 exons.
CAUGUACACUCCACUCCGGGUUUUCCUCUGUGCCGUUGGGCUACUCACAGCCUCUAGCUGGUUUUGACUAAACUCUCGUCCUGAUAUCGCUCCGCUGGCAUGGAGGAGGAUAGGUCUUGAUGAUUGUGAUGGUGGCAGCGAACAGCUACUAGCGACCAGCGGAGAGAUCACGGCCACCGCGGUGUCUUCAGGAUUUCGCUGUGCACCAGUUCACGGGACCCGGUUCCCCAACACGACAACUCUUCUUCACGUUCAGCUUAAGGAUUUUUACCGACCAAACCAAUGAAAUGCAGCAAGUUCACGGAGCAACUCCGGAGCCCCUUCGGUUCAAACAGCAAAACUUUUUCACAAAGGACAACAUAAUAAAACAACGGCGAGCUCGAGGCAGCGUCGGUCUGUUAUGUGUGUGAGUGGGAAUCGGAGGCAGUGAUUAUCGCCUGUAGCUUAAUAUCCGGUUGUUUCCUAUGGAGUUAUUACCUUUACUAAUAGUCUGGCCGCGGUUGAUGUGUUGAUUUACGGACCAGCUUGCUCGUUCUUGAAGCCUUCGUGCUGGGCUAUGGGAUAUUGUUAUCGGUGUUUUUCAUGGACGGGACAAGGUGAUAUUUGAAAACCGUGUUGAAUGGUGGAGCCUCCGCGUCCUGUCCCGAAGGAGGGAACCAGAAUCAACACCGAUCACCGUUUGUUUACUGUCCUUACGGUCAUUUGAAUCACCCGGUCCGUCUUGUUCGUCAUUUAAUCUAACUACCAUUUCCCAUUUCCCAGUAACAUUUAGCCUAGAAGACGAAGUGACUACUUUGAGGCUUGAGGGGAAGAAAAACUUAGUCCAAAAUACUAUCAUUUCGGGUGAAUGAUGGGGGACUUUGCAACCCCCGCUGCCGCGAACGGCAGUAACAUUUGCAUCAACAACAAUGCCAUGGCGAGUGGCAUGAAUCCGGGUGUAAACCCCAACAACGUGGGCAUUCCCAAACACAGCACGGUCGUGGAGAGACUACGGCAGAGGAUAGAAGGGUGCAGGCGGCACCAUGUCAACUGUGAGAACCGUUACCAGCAAGCCCACGCCGAGCAGCUGGAGAUCGAGCGGAGGGAGACGGUGAGUCUCUACCAGCGGAGCCUGGAGCAGAGGGCGAAGAAAUCUGCCAACAGCAAGCAUCAGAGUAAACAGCAAGACCCCGAGUCGGCGUCUUCGACGGAGCAGAGGAACAACACACUUAUAGCGCUCCAGGAGACGGUGAAGAGGAAACUGGACAGCGCACGCUCGCCCCUCAAUGGUGACCAGAACGGGAUCUGCGACGGGAGCUAUUCCCCGACCACCAAGAGGUUACGGAAAGACGGACCAGGAUCGGGCGGGCUGGACUCUCUCCCGGGCCUCCCCAACAACGCCCCCCCCAUUUCCCCGCUCCACCAGAUGGACAUCAAGCCCUUACUGGGAGUCACCGGGAACCCCAACAACCCCAGCGUCAACAACAACAAUAACAACGUGAAUGUCAACAACUGUAACUCCGGUCCCGGCAGCAAUGGUAGCCAUGGCAACCACGCUGGCAGCGGCUUGGGCUCAGGUCGCCCGGCUGACGUCAAGCUCAACGGCGAUCUCCCCAACGUCAAGCUCAACGGUUCCUUAGACCUGGACGACGGCUUCGGACUCCUCAAAGACCUGAAACAGGAGCCGCUCGACGACGGGGGAGGGAUUGAGUCGUCGGACACGUCCUUGUCCAAUCAGAACAAGCUGUUUUCGGACAUCAACCUGAAUGACCAGGAGUGGCAGGAGCUGAUUGAUGAGCUGGCCAAUACGGUGCCGGAAGACGACAUGCAGGACCUCUUCAAUGAAGACUUUGAGGAGAAGAAGGAAGCAGAGUUUACCAGGCCGGCCAAUCAGACCCCGGUACCGCAGGACCCGCCUCCCAUGGCCACAGUGGCUCAUCAACAGACGAACCAAGCGCAGGGGGCGGCACAAGUCCCCAUGGGUUCCCCACAGGUCCGGCCGUCGUCUUCGGGCCCUCAGUUUGCCACCGCCGCCAACGGAACACCGCCCCAGCAGCCUUUGCAGCAGUCCCCACAGGUCGCCAUGGCCUCAGGCUCCCCUCUCCCCAACUGUGUGGCCCGGUCGCCGCAGACGCCCACCCAGGCCCAGACGCAGGCUGGCCCCAGACCAGGGAAUGGAUUUAUGAUGAACCCAGGCCAAGGUGUGGGCCAGGCGGGUACAGGAUCCAAUGGCCCUGGAGUCCCCACUGGAAUCCAAGGGCCUGGGCCGGUGACCUCUGAACUGUCGCCUGCUGAGCAACUGAAAGCGAUGGCGGCACAGCAGCGCGCUAAGCUAAUGCAGCAGCAGAAACAACAGCAGCAACAGCAGCAGGCUAACUGGUCCCCAGCCGGAGCUCCAACCAGCCCCUACGCCUCUGCUCCUUUCAACCAGCAGGACAAGCCAAACAGCCCGAUGAUGUACCCACCUCAAGCCUUCAACCAGCAGGACAAGCCCAACAGCCCGAUGAUGUACCCACCUCAAGCCUUCAACCCUGGCCAACAGGGCCCCCUGGUGGCUGGGAUGACCUCGAGCAACGGCCCCAAAACUCCCAUGAACAACUACCUCCCUCAGAACCCCCACAACCACAUGGGCAUGAUAAGUCAACAACAACAACAGACAAACAACAUGGGCGCCCAACAGAACACCCUCUCUAAACAACAACAACAACAACUACAACAACAGCAAACGGCAGCCAUGUUGUCCUACAACAACACAAAGCCGCUGAGUCACUUCAGCACGAUGGGGGUCGAUCACAUGGGGCAGAGGAUGACCCCGCCCAUGGGAUCACAGGUCAAGAACCCCAUGAUGCCCCCAUACAUGCAACAGGGAGGGGUGCAGGGGGCGGGGCCAGGCCAGACCCAGGGACCAAUCCCGGGCCAGACGGCUCACCUCAGCGAGGAGCAGAAGAGGAUGCUGCUGAUGAAGCAGAAGGUGCUGAACCAGAGCAUGCCCUACAGCGCCAUGCAGCCCCACGGACAGGUAGGACGGAUGCCAUUUUGGAUCUGUUGCAGGCUUUGUAAUGUGGAAUUGGUGAAACUGGAGCAGAAACCCAUUUUGGCUCUGGUUUAGUUUGUGUAGAGCUUUUUACUGUGUGGGAUUGGAGCACCAUUAUGGCUCUGGUUGUUUUUCUGGAUACACUUUUACAGUGUGAAUAGUGGUGAUUACUGUGCAGAAUGGGAGCCAUCUUGUCUUCUGGUUGAGCUUUGUACAAUGUGGAAUUGGUGAAACUGGUGUCCAUUUUGGUUCUGUUUUUUUUCCUAUAAUGGUUCAUUGUACAGGGUGGAUUGAGAAAUGGAAGCCCCAUUUGCAACGCUAAGACAAGCAUCUCAGACAACGAUGCUCUCAACACAAGGCCUCAACGGUUGUGGUUAUUGUUUGGAGAGAGGAGAGCUAGCUGGUGAACACACAUCUCUCUCUGUCUGUCUCUCUCCUCUGUCUACUGUAACUGCACGUAGAUCCAAACAGUAGUUUACAUUUUUCAGUCAGGAAUCCAGUUUUAAAAAUGAGCCCAAGGUGAGAGGAU